Punica granatum (pomegranate) is the source of this 1753-nucleotide messenger RNA. NCBI's taxonomy places the organism in Eukaryota, Viridiplantae, Streptophyta, Magnoliopsida, Myrtales, Lythraceae. The record is from RefSeq and is a predicted model, not a curated record.
UGACUCCAAAACACAUAACAGCCCGAAGAGGAAACGAACUCUUUGUUUCCUUAACUGUGUUCGAAUAAUUCAGACAUGGCUACUUCUUGUGACAAGAGCUUCUGCAGUAAUUACUUGCUACUGAAUCUAGAGGAAGUUGGUCUCGUUGAUCUCUUCCGCUUACUCUUCUCCGCCAGCUUAGAGCACAGGAAGUUCGUAGAUUCCUCCGCGUCUAUAGAGCAGAUUUUCUACCGGCGAUGGAUUAUCUUCAUGUCCAUCGUCGUGCAGAAGCUCCUUCUCUCAGUGGCCAAACCCUUGGCAUGGGUUGGAUCCACGAUUGAGCUGUGGCUCAACCUCGUGAGGAUCAAUGGCGGGAGUGUCGGAUCGCUUCUCUUGAACUUCAUUCGAGGGAAAAAGGUGGUAAAGCCGGACAAAGCAUCAGCAGAAUUUGUGUCGCUCAUUGGGAAUAUUGAUGGAAGAGUGGAUUUCGAUAGCAACAUUCGGCCAGGAGAUGAGAGAUACCACGCACAGCUCGCCAUGAUGUCCUCCAAAGCCUCCUACGAGAACGAAGCUUGCAUUAAAUCCACAGUUACCGAUCAUUGGAAGAUGGAGUUCUUGGGCUUCUACGAUUUCUGGAAUGAGUAUCAGGAAAAAGCGACGACACAAGCCUUCAUGCUAUGCGACAAGGACCUCGACAGCGACACAAUCGUUGUAGCCUUCAGAGGCACUGAGCCAUUCGACUCGGAAGCGUGGUGCACAGACUUUGACAUAUCCUGGUAUGAGCUCCCCGGUUUGGGAACGCUGCAUGGCGGAUUUAUGAAAGCCCUAGGACUACAGAGGAGCUCGGGCUGGCCGAAAGAACUCACAUCUGGCUCCAACAAUGCCAAAGGCAACAGUAACCAUUAUUUUCACCCGCCUACGGCAUACUACUUCAUCCGGGAAAAGCUGAGGGCACUUCUGCACGAGGACAGUCGGUCCAGGUACAUUGUCACCGGGCACAGCCUGGGUGGGGCGCUGGCGAUUCUCUUCCCAGCGAUCCUGGCACUGCACGAAGAGAAGGAGCUGCUCGAUAGGCUCGAGGGGGUCUACACGUUCGGACAGCCUAGGGUUGGGGACAGAGAGUUUGGGAAAUUCAUGCAGAAGGUUGUGAGCGAUCACCACAUUGCGUACCAUAGGUUGGUGUACUGCAAUGACGUGGUGCCUAGGCUGCCAUAUGACGAUACCACCUUCUUGUUUAAGCACUUCGGGAAAUGCCGCUACUAUGAUCGCCACUAUGACGAACGGAUUCUGCAGGAUCAACCAAACAAGAACUAUUUCUCCCUGAGGAGUGUCAUCCCAAUGACUCUGAAUGCAAUGCACGAGCUCGUGAGAAGCUUCACAAUUGCGUCUAUCGAAGGGCCAGAUUACAGAGAGGGUACACUGAUGAGAAUCCUGAGGGUGAUUGGACUGCUAGUGCCCGGCAUACCUGCCCAUUGCCCUGUGGAUUACGUUAAUUCGAUCCGAUUAAGUCAAGCCUACGGAGAUGUGACGGUCAAAGAAAAGGAUGCCUAGUCCAUGGAAUUAGCGAAACUCACCAAAACCUCCCGUUUGGUGUUCAGAACACUACCUACUGCGAUUGUGUUUUAGAUUUGUAUCAAACUACCGAUGCAAUCAUAUCUUACGGAAUAUCAAACUUAAACAUCUUGGGAUUAUUGACUAUUCUGUAUGAAGUUUCAAAUAAUUGUGUUAUUUAUGGAAUAUCAAUGAUAAGCACUCUAUAUAUGUAUGGACCUUA